CGGCAGGCAGACGCGCCAGCACCAGCGUCGGGAACCGGCCUGCCAAAGCGGGAGGCAUGGCGGCUCCUUCCGGCGCUGCCAUUCGACACGUGGCGCCAGCGCAGACGCCGCUGUCCGGCUGCUCACCGUCGGUCAUAGGCAAUGCAGACGUGGAGAGCUCUGCAAAAGGACGCCACGUGUCUCGUCGGGAGAUGAGUUUAUCUGGCUCGGCUCUGAGCUCGCCGCAUGUUGCAGCCACGUGUCAUUCUCUUAAACGACCGGGCCGAACGCGGCGAGACCCGCCAUCGCCACUACCUUCUUCUUCCCCUCUUUCUUCUUCCCGCACUCCUUCUCUGUCUUCUUCCUCGCGAAACGGGCUGUUGCCCCGCUCCUUUUCCAAUAGACGUCAACGGAAAUCAACUAGAGCUCGGGCGCAAGCCAGUGAUGGCGAGGGCAAUGCCGAGAAGGCGGGGGUGGAAUCCAGGCCUAAGGGAAUUUUUAGCUUCGUCACCGAUAAUCCAUCCAGCAAGAGUGCCAUUCAGCUCACGGCCACCCCAGCGCAGGACGGCAACUUGGGACAGAUGAUAACGGCGUACUUUCGCCUAGAGAAGAAUGGAAAGGUGGAGAAGGUCCUCCAUUCUUUGACUCUCCUCGUGCAGGAUGACCUUCCUUUCGAUAUAGUGUUAGGAAUGGAUUGGGGAGAGGCAGCAGGGGCCACACUUCAUUUGAGAGAGCAUGAGUGUAGGCUCCCUAGCCCGUCAGGCGAGGUUAAGACUGCCCGCUUGUUCCAUGUGUCUGGUGUAGAUAACACCUUGACACAUUGCUGUCUCAGUGCUCCCGCAUUCGCGCGAUUAGUAAAGAAGGAGCAGUUACAAGACCAGGUCUUUGUAGUAUAUGUCAGACCUGUCACUGAGGCCCAGAAAAAGGAUAGUUCCACAGAUCCAACAAUUGCCAAGCUGCUGGAAGAAUUCAAAAACUUGACUGAGUCGCCGACAGGAGUAGUGUCGCGACCCAUCCAGCACAGGAUAGAGAUAGAGCCUGGCAGUAGAACUCCUAAGGGUGCAGUCUACAUGAUGUCCCCUAGACAGUUAGAGGAGCUCCGCAAGCAGUUAGACGAACUUCUUGAGAAAGGUUGGAGCAGGCCCAGUUCGUCUCCUUUUGGAGCACCCGUUUUGUUUGUCCCCAAGAAGGAAGGAGAGCUUCGUAUGUGUAUAGACUAUAGGGGUUUGAACGCGAUCACAAUGAAGAAUGUUGAGCCGCUGCCCAGGAUAGACGAUCUUUUAUAUCGAGUGCAGGGUUGUAAGUAUUUCUCUAAGAUAGACUUAAAGUCCGGAUACCAUCAGAUAGAAGUCCAUCCUGGUGAUCAGUACAAGACUAGAUAUGGGCACUAUGAGUUUAUAGUGAUGCCCUUUGGACUGACCAACGCGCCAGCUACUUUUCAGCGUUGUAUGAAUGACUUGUUUAGACCAUGUUUAGAUAAAUUUGUAGUAGUCUACUUAGAUGAUAUCCUAGUUUUUAGUAAGACCCUCCAGGAGCACCAGGGUCAUCUGAGGCAGGUCUUGGAGAAGCUUAGAGAGGCUAACUUCAAGAUCAACGCGAAGAAGUGCGAGUGGGCCAAGACGCAAGUCUUAUACUUGGGCUACGUGUUGGACGGAGAUGGCAUUAAGCCAAAGGACAGCAAGAUCGCGGCGAUCAGAGAUUGGUUGACGCCCCGCACAUUGACAGAGUUGCGGUCAUUCCUAGGCUUAGCUAACUACUAUAGGAAGUUCGUGAGGAACUUCUCCACUAUCGCCGCUCCCUUGCGCAGGUUGUUGAAGAAAGAGACAAUCUGGCAAUGGGAUAAAGACUGUACGUCUGCGCUCAAAAAGUUAAAGCGCGCGUUAAUAGAGUAUCCUGUCCUCAAGGUUGCAGACCCGUCCUUGCCAUUUGUCGUCACCACGGACACGAGUCAGUAUGGGAUAGGCGCCGUGUUGCAACAAGAUGACGAAAAUGGCUAUAGACCCGUAGAGUUCAUGUCCGCGAGGAUGCCUUGUGAGAAAGUCGCUACCUCCACGUACGAAAGAGAACUCUUCGCCCUCAGGCAGGCUUUAGACCAUUGGAAGCACUACCUGCUUGGGAGGCACUUCAAAGUCUUCUCGGACCAUGAAACACAUAGAUGGUUGAAGACCCAGGCCAAGAUGACACCUAAGUUGACCAGGUGGGCCACAGAGAUAGACCAAUUUGACUUUGAGCUCAAGCCAGUGAAGGGCAAGUACAAUGUAGUGGCGGAUGCUCUAAGUAGGAGAUCAGACUACUUUGGAGCCGUAGUACAUUAUCUGGAUAUAGCGAGAGACCUGCAGGAGAAAGUGAAACAAGUGUAUACGCAUGACCCUAUCUAUAGCGACCUCCUAAAGAGAGUUAGAGAGRCCCCAGAGACCGAACCAGAUUACCGCACUACAGACGGGUUGCUGUUUGAUAAGACUAAUGUGUUUGACUGCCUGUGCGUUCCCAACAGCGAAGAGAUUCGUAGUCUAAUUCUAGGGGAAUGUCACGAUACCGAGGGACACUUCGGUUGGCAAAAGACGUUAGCCAAUCUGAUGCGUGCGUACACAUGGCCAGGGAUGAAGAACGACUGCAUAGAGUAUGUCCGCAGUUGUAAAACCCGCCAAGGGACAAUUACUACCCCUUAUACCGCUGAGCAGCAAGCAAAGAUGGCCGCCUUAGUGAAAGAGAACAGGGAGAGAAAAGAGCACGAGAAGCAAGCUAAGUUAAAGGCUAUCGCGGAUGAGCAGGCGGCGAAGAUGAAAGAGAUAGAGGAGGAGAUGGAGAGAAAGAAGAAGGCCGCUGAAGAAGAAGCGGCGACGGAGGAAGAGAAAGAAAGGAUGAGGAUUGAAAGCAGAGAAGGGAGCAGUGGCACGAAGAAGGACACAGACGUUGAGAUUGAGAAGAAGAUCAGCGAGUGGGUUGCUAACUUAUCGUUGGGGGAAGAUGAAGAGGCGGAGUCAUAUGUGACUGAGGAUGAGAAGGCCGCACUGGCUGCUGAGUUAGCAGCCAUGACGGAUCCUAUGGAGCGAAGAGAGAGGGAAGACGAGCAAAAGUUGCAGUGGAAGCUGAGAAUGAAGAGGGAGAAGAGGAGGAGGAGAGAAGAAGCGUACUUUCGCCUAGAGAAGAAUGGAAAGGUGGAGAAGGUCCUCCAUUCUUUGACUCUCCUCGUGCAGGAUGACCUUCCUUUCGAUAUAGUGUUAGGAAUGGAUUGGGGAGAGGCAGCAGGGGCCACACUUCAUUUGAGAGAGCAUGAGUGUAGGCUCCCUAGUCCGUCAGGUGAGGUUAAGACUGCCCGCUUGUUCCAUGUGUCUGGUGUUGAUAACACCUUGGCACAUUGCUGCCUCAGUGCUCCCGCGUUUGCGCGAUUAAUAAAGAAGGAGCAGUUACAAGACCAGGUCUUUGUAGUUUAUGUUAGACCUGUCACUGAGGCCCAGGAAAAGGAUAGUUCCACAGAUCCAACAAUUGCCAAGCUGCUGGAAGAAUUCAAAGACUUGACUGAGKCGCCGACAGGAGUAGUGUCGCGACCCAUCCAGCAUACGAUAGAGAUAGAGCCUGGCAGUAGAACUCCUAAGGGUGCAGUCUACAGGAUGUCCCCUAGAGAGUUAGAGGAGCUUCGCAAGCAGUUAGACGAACUCCUUGAGAAAGGUUGGAUCAGGCCCAGUUCGUCUCCUUUUGGAGCACCAGUUUUGUUUGUCCCCAAGAAGGAAGGAGAACUCCGUAUGUGUAUAGACUAUAGGGGUUUGAAUGCGAUCACAGUGAAGAAUGCUGAGCCGCUGUCCAGGAUAGACGAUCUUUUAGAUCGGGUGCAGGGUUGUAAGUCUUUCUCUAAGAUAGACUUAAAGUCCGGGUACCAUCAGAUAGAAGUCCAUCCUGACGAUCAGUAUGAGACUGCGUUCCGGACUAGAUACGGGCACUAUGAGUUCAUAGUGAUGCGGCACUGAUGCCCUUUGGACUAACCAACGCGCCAGCUACUUUUCAGCGUUGUAUGAAUGACCUGUUUAGACCGUGGUUAGAUAAAUUUGUAGUAGUCUA
Molecule: messenger RNA, 4035 nt
Organism: Chara braunii
Lineage: Eukaryota; Viridiplantae; Streptophyta; Charophyceae; Charales; Characeae
Source: the annotation of a GenBank genome assembly